Cyprinodon tularosa is the source of this 5047-nucleotide messenger RNA. RefSeq names its product dehydrogenase/reductase SDR family member on chromosome X-like. The transcript has 8 exons. Bases 163 to 1140 code for a protein of 325 amino acids. The record is from RefSeq and is a predicted model, not a curated record. NCBI's taxonomy places the organism in Eukaryota, Metazoa, Chordata, Actinopteri, Cyprinodontiformes, Cyprinodontidae.
GGGGGGGUAGAAGUGGAAAACCCCAAUGGAGCGCACAGAGUCCUGCCUCAUCCCCUCAGCAAGGAUGCGAGGAUGCAUAAGUUCUUAUUGGAAAACGUCCCAAAGGCGGUGCAGAUUGACAGAUUCCUCCGCUGCUGCUGCGGCUGAUGCACUCUGACCAAGAUGUGGGCUCUUUGGUUUCCUCUACUGUCUGCUUUCAAGCUGUACCUGCUUGGCUUUAAGGUUCUUCUGGCUCAGCUGUUAAACACACCUUUAAAACUACCAGUGAUGCCCAGACAAGAUGGCAAGGUUGCCAUAGUGACAGGAGGUGGCAGGGGAAUCGGCUAUGAGGUUGUCCGGCACCUGGCCAGACUGGGAGCACAUGUUAUUAUAGGUGGAAGGGAUGAGCAGGAGGGUCUUGCUGCCAUCAAAAGGAUUUGUGAAGAGUACAAGGAGGCCAAAGUGGAGUUUGGAAAAUUGGACCUGGCUUCAUUGCAAUCGAUCCGUCAAUUUGCUGAAAGCUUCAAGAAGAGGAAGCUGCCACUGAAUAUUUUGGUAAACAAUGCUGGAUUGAUGCUGGUUCCCGAGGGCCGAACUGAGGAUGGGUUCGAGCAGCACUUUGGUGUGAACUACUUGGGUCACUUCCUGUUGACCUGGCUCCUCCUGGAUAAACUGAAGGAUUCUGGGAAGGCUGGGCACGUCUCUUGUGUGGUCAAUGUGUCGUCAUCGGCUCAUUCUAUCGGGGAAAUCAGACUGAAUGACUUAAACAGCUGCCAACAUUAUUCAGCUCAUGCUGCUUACUGUCAGAGCAAACUUGCCCAGGUUUUGUUCAGUUCCCACCUCCACCAGGCCAUGCAGAGAGAAGCUUCUCCAGUGGUUUCAUACGCCGUGGAUCCAGGGAUGGUGGAUACUGCUUUAUAUCAACAACUCUACACGCCUUUACGUGUGGCACAAAGUCUAAUCGCACGGCUCCUUUUCAGGACUCCUGCAGAGGGCGCUGCCACUGUCCUGUCCGCUGCUUUGUCACCAUCCCUGAAUGGGGAUGCGGAAGGAGGCUACUGGGCCAACGGGCGAAGGGAGAUGACAACCCCGCCAACAUUUGACCCCCAGCUGCAGCUGAGUUUAUGGGAAAUCAGCCUCCAGCUGCUGGGAUUACAAUAACAUGGGACACUAAAAUGACCAACAGGACUAAACCUAUUUUAAAGCAUCACAUAAAGACCUUAAAAACGGGCCUACAUUCUUUCUUAACCUUUUUUAUUUUUUUCCGAAUCUCAUGUGAAGGUGGUGGCUGCCUGGAUUGGACUGUGGUUGGUUGUUUGAAGUUUGGCAGGCUGUUGAUCCAGACCUGCUCAUGAAGGGCUAAAGUUAAUGGAAGAUGUCUUUAUGUCAUGUUGUUUUAUUUCUAUUUAAGCAAUCAAUAUAUGCAGACAUGUAGUGGAAUUUAAGCAGCUGACCUGUGCUGCUUAAACCAGACUUAGACUUCGCCAUCUGGCAUAAUUUGAAGGAACAAAACUUAGUGUCAUUAAAUGACCCGUUGCUCAAUCCAACGCUUAAGUCUAGGAUUCAUAUUUUCUGAUGAGGUUUAAACGAAAUUGUGCAUAUAAGUAAACUAAUGUUUGAAGUUAGAGAUUUACAGAUAAACAGACAUGAUAUUUAUUUGACCAAAUGUGUUUUAUUGUGGAUGGAAAAGCAUUUUGUGCUGAUUUUAGAUGUGGUUACUUUAAUGCCACCGUUUUUCACUCAAAGCACUUUGUUUCUCUCAAUCUCGAACCUUUGCUGCAUAAUAGGAUACAUUUCUAUAUUCCUUAAUUCACUUUAGGUCAAAGACAUUUCUAAGCACUCAAAGGAUCUAGAAGGAAAUUUGAAAGAUCCCAAAAAAAUUCAAACAAUCUUUCUCCUGUCUGACUGAUUAAAAACGUGGAAGAGAAAUUAUUGUAAAUCCUGAAUUUUUAAAUGUUUAUUUUUCUCCAUCUUUUCAGAAACAUGAAGGAAAGAAUCUCAGAACCAACGUUUUUAAAUCAGUCGCCAGUUUCCUUUGGGUCCGUCUUAUUUGCUCUUGCACUGAGGUCAUGUGCGUAUGUUACGCACAGACGUCUGGGAUUAGUUCUUCUGGAACCAACACUUGCUGAUGGACAGCUAAACAAUAUUCUGAGCUGGAGGAAGGGGAAAAAGAGACACCUUUUCUGUUUUUGUUUUGCACAAACUGUGAUCAGUUACCCAUAGCUGCAGCUAAUGCUGCUUCCUCAUUUGGCGCCACUCCCAGUGCAUUAUGGGAUUGAAAAAUCCCUGUGGUGAAAAUCAAAAUAUCUGGUGAGCUGACACAGAUGCUCACUAGAAAACACUGGAAGCAGCACAUCCAGGCUCACGCAGCAAACAAACACAGCUGUCUCUCAUGCAGGAAUAUACCCUCCCACAAGUUUCGCCAUAAAGCCAUCUCCACUGUGAAUAAUGCAGAAAGAUCAAACGUUUAUCUCAAAUUUACGUGUCUUGACUAAAUUCUUUGCCAUUAAGCAUCAAGCCUUUUAUCUUAAUUUGCUGUGUAAAAAGCAAUAUUAUCACUGUGGCGGCUAAUUUAGCUACUGGCUCAGACAUUCAAAAUAGAAGCAGAGUGGGAACGUGAAUGAAAAAAAGAAGAUGCCUCAAGUUCCCUCUAUAUCAGGAAUUUGUUCAUCUAUGUCUAGAAAAGUGUUUAAUGAAAAUCUUUUAAGUAUUAUUUAUUUAUAUAGAGUAGUUGAUCACCUUUUCCUUAAGCAGGGAAUAGAUCCUUUUAGGGAUGCAGCUCAUAAAAUCCCCAGAUAACUGUGAGUACACACUGAAUCUGUUACCCGUCCAUAAAUGAGAACAUAGAUAAUGGUGUCUUCUGUCAUUUUCUUGUUUAUCAGGACAGCUAAAGGUAGGUAGGGGAAUUCCUUUUACUGGCCUGAUGUUUUUGUAAAACUUAUCAAAUUUUUUUUUUUUUUUUUUACAGAUGGUGAGAAAAAGGUGGAUUUAAUUUUAGAUCCAUAAGGAAAUUUAAACACUGAAGAACAGGGUUCAUAUGAAGUAAUUGGUCUGUAAAGCUUGUCUAGUAAUUUUAAUAUUGGCCAGUGUGCAUCCAGUCACUUUUUUAGAAAUGAUAGUUGGAUAACUCCUGAUGUAUUUCCCACAAGAGGUCAAAGAGAAAUUAAGUUACCAGCAUUUUCUCCUGCUUAAUUAAAAAGAAAAAGCACCUUGCCCCCUCAGCCUUCCUAGUCAGUUGCUGCACAUUGCUGGUCAGAUGGCUGAAAGACUGCAACUUUUACCUUGCUUUGUAUGGGAAUAUUUCUGACCGUUGGAAAAACACAAUUAUGUGUGUUUUAUCUUCCUUGGUGCAGACUGAGCACAUGCACAGUGUUGUGUGAAAUUAUAAAAUUUUACGAUUGGAUUAAAUCAAUACAUUUUACACCAAUCUGUAGUUUACUGUUCACAUCCAGUUUGAAUGCUUUGCAAAGCUGGAGAUAAAUUUAUGCAGGUUAGUGUUAGACAUGUAGAAAGGUAAUCCUCAACUUCUUGGAUAAUUGAAGAAAAUAUUUAUUUCUUUACAUUUUUGAAAAGUUUUGACAGAAUCAAAGAUCAUUGUUUAGCUAUUGUAGAGCAAUUUAAUUUUACAUGUAAAAGAGUUAGUACUUUUGCAUUUUCUUCAAGUCCAAAAUGAUAGAUAAAUACUAUGAUUCUGAUAUGAUACAAAUGCACCAGAAGUCCAGUGAACGGGUUUCCCCCACCUCAACGAAUGCGUCAAGUUGUGUAAUCUCUGGAAGACGUUAAUAAUUCAAAUUUUAAAGCAAACAAGUCCGUAGAUAUAUGUCUCCUAGAUUAGUACCUGUGUAAGAACCGACUCCUCAAUGCCAGCAAUAUUUCUCAGUGUUUGGCUACGUUCUGUUUUCUGCCUUCUCAGUGUUGUCACAAUACUCCGAAACUCUUCGCCUCAAUGCUUCCUUGUUUGAUUGUGUGACUCCCUUAGGCUACUGGAGUAAAUAACAAACUAACAGACAUAUUCCCACAGAAACAAAUGUGCUUGCUUCCUGUGACACAAAUGGAAAAAAAAAAUACAAAAAACACACCAGCUUAUAACUCGGCCGCGCUCUUCGAUAGAGUGCAAGGCUACAAAUGUGUGCUACAUCCUGUCAAAGAGCUAUCUAGUUUUUCUCAGUCCAGCUGCUGAAGUAGGUGCACUUCAAUGUGUGUGGGGGGGGGACCAAGAGAGGUUCAGACUCUUUCAUUUGAGCACAAGGUUAUCCAAAGACUGAGCUUUCAAAUAAGGAAUGAACAAGCAAGUGAACUCUCUGAACUUGAACUGCAAAUUUAGAAAAAGGAGCCAAAACAGCUCCAGUAAUUAUUUGUCAGUGAUAUUGUCUGUGAUUAACUUGUAUCUGUUUAUCUAAAGCACUGGAGGAGACCAGUGGAGGUAUGUGUGUACUGAAAAUGCUUUAAUAGCCAUUCCUUUGACUGACCUGGGAUUACAUUUAUAUUAAAUGUUUUAGUCCCAUGUUUUGCAAACUCCUAAAUGUGUGUAUGUUUAUGAAGAGCUGAAUUCAAAAGGAAAACCAGAUGAGCUGAGAUCUUACUUUCUGACAAGUACAGAUACCUGGUGCUUGUUUUAAGUGCAGGUUUGCAUGUUUAAGAAUGAAAACUAAACAUUUUGACAGAAUCAUGGUAAAAACUCAGUUCAUCUCGGUGCUUCGGGGUUUAUCAAACGUGUUUUACAUUUGACAUAAUUUUGCCGUCGUUAAGAUGCUCAUCUUAUUGCUUUUGCUGUGCCUAAGAAGAAGAAAAAAAACCUCCCUCAUAUGUGACUGUGAAUUUUUCUCAUGUAGAUUUGAACUUGUAGAAACUGUGAUACCGUCUCGUCCCGUGCAUUGCUGUAAGUUUUUUCUCUCAGAGCAGCGAUCGGAUGGAGAGUGUUUGGUCUGUGAGUUUAUGAGUGAGUGAAUGUUUAGGUAAGGAGAUCGAUGUCCAUGUUUCCCAUCAACGGUUGUAACAUUCCAGCAGCAGCCUCGCCUAUUUUUUCUAUUAUCCAAAGCCUCUCAAUAAACAUAUCAUUGUGCCACUU